Messenger RNA from Talpa occidentalis (Iberian mole), 955 nucleotides. It is a transcript of the gene CCDC106, whose product is annotated as coiled-coil domain containing 106. Lineage: Eukaryota; Metazoa; Chordata; Mammalia; Eulipotyphla; Talpidae. The coding region runs from base 18 to 899 and encodes 293 amino acids. The record is from RefSeq and is a predicted model, not a curated record. The transcript has 5 exons. Gene Ontology annotation, cellular component: nucleoplasm.
GGCCCACCUGCCCCGGGAUGGCCCCCCAUCUGUGGCUGUCUCCGUCCAGUGCCCCUGAGGCGCCCAGCUGCCCGGGUCCCCUGAAGCCGCGCCAUGAACGACCGAGCCGGCCGCAGGAGGACAAUGAAGAAGGACGACGAGGGCCUGGAGCUCCCCAUCCCCUUCGACGAGGAGCCCCGCCUGGACCCCCAGAGCCCGCAGAGCCCGCGCCGCCGGCCGUGGCCCUGAUGACCGGCGUGAGGGCGCAGCUGCACAUGGCGCUGGAGCGCAACUCCUGGCUGCAGAAGCGCAUUGAGGACCUGGAGGAGGAGCGGGACUUCCUGCGCUGCCAGCUGGACAAGUUCAUCUCCUCCGCGCGCUUGGAUGCGGAGGACCACUGCCGGGUGAAGCUUGGGCCCCGCCGGGUCGAGGGGGACAGCCGGGGUGGCCCUGGGGCCGAGGCCUCAGACCCGGAGUCUGCAGCGUCCUCGCUCAGCGGAGCAUCUGAGGAAGGCAGCAACAGCGAGAGGAAGAGGCAGAGGCAGAAGGGGGGCGCUGGCAGGCGGCGUUUUGGGAAGCCCAAGGCCCGGGAGAGGCAGCGGGUGAAGGACGCGGACGGCGUCCUCUGCCGCUACAAGAAGAUCCUGGGCACCUUCCAGAAGCUCAAGAGCAUGUCGCGGGCCUUCGAGCACCACCGCGUGGACCGCAACACGGUGGCGCUGACCACGCCCAUCGCCGAGCUGCUCAUCGUGGCCCCCGAGAAGCUGGCGGAGGUGGGCGAGUUCGACCCGUCCAAGGAGCGCCUGCUGGAGUACUCGCGCCGCUGCUUCCUGGCGCUGGACGACGAGACGCUCAAGAAGGUGCAGGCGCUCAAGAAGAGCAAGCUGCUGCUGCCCAUCACCUACCGCUUCAAGCGGUGAGCGCGCCGCGCGCGGAGAACUAUUCAGAGUUUAAUUAAAGAGACGGUGAAUUUGGA